This is a messenger RNA of Dictyostelium discoideum AX4, 918 nucleotides long. It is a transcript of the gene ppp4C, whose product is annotated as protein phosphatase 4 catalytic subunit. The transcript is spliced from 3 exons. The record is from RefSeq and is a predicted model, not a curated record. Lineage: Eukaryota; Evosea; Eumycetozoa; Dictyosteliales; Dictyosteliaceae. The coding region runs from base 1 to 918 and encodes 305 amino acids.
AUGUCAUCCGAUUUAGAUAGACAAAUUGAACAACUCAAAAGAUGUGAAAUCAUCAAAGAGAGUGAAGUUAGAGCAUUAUGUUCAAAAGCAAGAGAAAUCCUUUUAGAAGAAGGAAAUGUUCAAAGAGUAGAUUCACCAGUAACUAUUUGUGGUGAUAUUCAUGGUCAAUUCUAUGAUUUAAAAGAACUUUUUAAAGUUGGAGGAGAUUGUCCACAAACCAAUUAUCUUUUUAUGGGAGAUUUUGUAGAUAGAGGAUUUUAUUCAGUAGAGACAUUUUUAUUAUUGUUGGCAUUAAAAGUUAGAUACCCAGAUAGAAUUACAUUGAUUCGUGGUAACCAUGAAUCUAGACAAAUCACUCAAGUCUAUGGUUUCUAUGAAGAAUGCGUUAGAAAGUAUGGUAGUGUUACAGUUUGGAAAUAUUGUACAGAGAUUUUCGAUUAUCUCUCACUUUCUGCUUUAGUUGAUGGUAAAAUAUUUUGUGUUCAUGGUGGUUUAUCUCCAUCAAUUAAUACUUUAGAUCAAAUUAGGGCAAUUGAUAGAAAACAAGAAGUACCACAUGAAGGACCAAUGUGUGAUUUAAUGUGGUCAGAUCCAGAGGAUAUACCAGGAUGGAAUGGUAGUCCAAGAGGUGCAGGUUUCUUAUUUGGUGAAGAUGUCGUUCAAAAGUUUAAUCACGAUAACAAUUUAGAAUUUAUAUGUAGAGCGCAUCAAUUAGUAAUGGAAGGUUUCAAAUAUAUGUUUAAUGAAACAUUAGUCACCGUUUGGUCUGCUCCAAACUAUUGUUAUAGAUGUGGUAAUGUUGCUGCAAUUUUACAACUCGACGAAAAUCUUAAAAAGAACUUUGCAAUCUUUGAAGCUGCUCCUCAAGAAUCAAGAGGUGCACCAGCUAAAAAACCUGCACCUGAAUACUUUUUAUAA